AAGGGAAAGAAAGAUAAAGACGGAGAGGAUGAUGCAGGAGUCGUCGUCGUCGACCCUCGGCUGGCCUUCUUUGAAGAGAAGGUAUGCAAUGCCCUGAAAAUCAAGAACGACAAGUGGAAGAAAAUGAUCUCGGUCCAAGAAAACAUUACAACUGUGGUUCAGUUUCUGGAUCAAGAGCACAAUACUCUGCUCUUCUAUAUCACCCAGCGCGAGGACUUGCUGCCUGCAAUUGUAUUCCCGCCCAUGCUCAAGAAAAAGUCCAUCUACUUCCUCAAGAAGAGCCUCAAUGUCCCUGUCACCGAAAAACUCGACACAGAGCUCGUCAUGGGCGACAUUCCCGCAAACCCCCUCGACUUUCUGAGCACCAUCCUCGAGGAAGUGUAUCUCCCGCUGCUGACAAACCCAAAGAAUCUCGAGAGCUGGCCAGAAGUCGUCGCCAGCGAUGUGCUCCGCCAUUUUCAUGCCCUCAACGGUGCCGUGUGUGUCAUAUCAGGCAAAACUAAGGGGAAAACCAUGCUGCAUCUCCCUCACGGCGCCAAACAAGGGGCCGAAGUCGAUAAAUCGAUACUGCACACUCUUGAGAGCGCCGUCAUUGACUGGACGCACCAAAUCAAGGAGGUUAUCAAGUCGUCUUCGGCUGCCCCACUCGACGAGGGACUCAACCCGGGUCCGAUGGUCGAAAUCGACUUUUGGGCCGCCAAGGCUGCUAAUCUCAAGUCGAUCCACCAGCAACUGACUGACGAGAAGAUUCAAAAAAUUGGAAGGACCCUGGAGAGCAACAAGAGCACGUACUACCCUGCAUUCAAGGCCAUCAUGGAGGAAGUUGUCUUUGCCCUGGACGAGGCGAGCGAUAUUACAAUGUACCUCAAAACCCUGCAGCCGAGCGUCGAGCGCCUCACUUCCACGGGAGACUUUGCCGAGCUGGCGCAGGUCUUCCCCGGGAUGAUGAAGCUUCUCUCUCUGAUCUGGACAUUCUCCAAGUACUACAACACGCCAAAUCGAAUCACCGUCGUCCUGCGAGAGAUCUGCAACGACAUUAUUGAGCAGGCGCGAAGCUUUAUCCAGCCCACGGAACUCUUCACGGGUGAGUCCGAAGAGGCUGCCGAACGGCUCAAGCUUGUGCUGAGAAUAUGCGAUGCCUUCAAGGCCAGCUACUACGAAACCAAGGCAGAGACCGAAGAGACCGACAACCCGUGGGGCUUUGAUUCGAAGCACAUUUUUGAUCGGCUCGAUGCCUUCCUGACUCGCGUGCGACAACUCCGAGAUUUAUUUGACAUCAUCAUCGAGUUCAAUCGCCUCGAGAAGAUUGAGAUCGGAGGCACCAAGGGCAAGAUUCUCAGCUCACAGGUGAUCGAGAUAUUCAACGAAUUCACCGUCGCACUCAGUGCCUUUGCCCGAAUCAAGUACGAUGUGCUGGACCUCAGCAUCAAGCAAUUCGACACUGACCUCGGAAUCUUCCACACCAAAAUUACUGACCUUGACAGGCGCAUCGGAACCAUUUUGUGCCAGGGUUUCGAUGAUUGCGCCGGACUCUAUUCGUGCUUCCGGCUUCUAGAGUCUUUCUCUGGUCUCUUGUCUCGGCCCAAUAUCCAGCGCGACUUUGAGGGGAAAUACUUUCUUCUUCUGCAGAUGUACUCGCAGGACCUCGACGAUGUCAGCGUUAUCCUCCAGACCUUCAAGGAUUGCCCGCCAAUUCAUUACAACAUGGCACCUAUCACCGGCGGCGUGGCGUGGGCGCAUGAACUCAAAGAUCGCAUUUCCAAGGCUAUGGAUAAGCUCAAGAGCCUCAACCACAGCAUCAUGAACACCGAGGAGGCCAACAUCCUCAAGGCCAAAUACACUGAGCUCUACGAGGCGCUCGACAGCUUCGAAAGCAAUCUCUUCAAUCAAUGGGCCGGCCAGAUUGUGGAUGAAAGCGAGCAGAACCUCAAUAAUCCUCUUCUCAUUCGCAACGAGGACAGGCUGCUCCAAGUCAACUUUGACCCCAAGGUCGUUGCCCUGUUGCGCGAAGUGAGAUACUUUGAGGCCUUGGCAGUGAAGGCCCCGCAGACGGCUGCUAGAGUCUACUCCAAAGCAGAAGUCUUCCGAAAGUACAUUUUUGCGCUCGACCAUGUAUCCAGCAUGUACAAUGGAAUCCGCACUGGUGUCCUUGGCGUCGAGAAGCCUCUGAUUCAAAAUAAGAUCGAUGAGAUUGAUUUGCAAAUCGAGCGCGCGCUCACGACCUUGAACUGGAACUCGGAUGGCAUCGAUGAGUACAUCAAUCAGAUCACCGAAACCGUCGGCAGCCUCAACAGCAUCCUGCAAGUCACCAAGAACAAUGUCAAUCAGAUCCAGAAGAUCAUGAAGGCGUGGUAUGCGAACCCGAUUAUCGAGCGCAAAGACGGCAAGAAGCUGCUCAAUCUCGAGGAACGUGAUACCAAGGUCACCACGUUUUACGAAAGCGUGCGCAAGGACGGCCAGACCAUCCACGACCUGGUCUUGCAAACAAGGACGCUUCUCGAGGUGGACGAAACAACCGACAUGUGGCGUGACUAUUUGGAGUACAUUGACGAUUUGGUGCGCGAGGGCUUCUGGAUCAGCAUCAAGAACAAUCUCGAGUAUCUCACAAGCAACAUGGAUGCUGAGAAGCUCAAAGUAGCCGAACUCGGACCGCUGCUCGAGUCGAAGCUGGAGCUCGACAACGAGAUGCUGGUCUUUACGCCGGGCAUGGAAGAGGGAUCGGAGCAAUCACUGAUGUGGAUCAUCGAAGAUCUUCUGGAAGAUAUCUACAGCGUUGCAUCGCUGAUGCCACGCGUCGCUCCGCCGUCAGAGGAAGAUAUUGAAGCAGUGAUGCCGCAGCGGUCGUCCGUCGCAACCGCGCGUGGAGACGACGGCGACGAUGGUUAUGACGAAGCCGCUCACCUCGGCCGCAUGGAGCAAAUCCGUGUCGAAAACCGAACUUACCUUGGCGAAAUGAGGCGCGAUGAUGAUCUUCUGACCCUACGGGAGGAUAUUAUCAACCGUGUCCAAGUCAUCACCGAAGACUGCCAGAACUAUCGCGACAGCUACGAGCAGUUCUCGUACCUAUGGACGGAAAACCGUCAAGAGUACAUGAAGAACUUCCUGGCUGCAGGGGCCGAAAAGGACGAAGAAGGCAACACCAUCCAGCAGUCUGCCGAGGAUGCCCAGUAUCAGCCCAUCCAGCUCGAGCGAUUCGAAGCUGAGAUCCGCAAGUUCGAAGGCAUCCACAAGACCAUCAUGGCCAUCGACCCCGAGAUCAUAUUCCAGUCUUGGUUCAAGGUCGAUGCCCGCCCGAUGAAGCAGUCCCUGAACGUGGUUGUCAAAAAAUGGAGCUACACGCUGACCAAGCAUCUGUCUGACGACUGCGUCUCGACCCUCAACGAGCUCAACAAGUUCAUCAAGUUCAACAAAAAGGGUCUUCAGGGCAAGAUUGAGGAGGGCGACUAUGACGCACUGGUCAAUGCCAUGGGACUGCUGCAUGCGGUCAAACACCGCACAAAUAACAUCGACAAAGUGUUUGAGCCUCUCCGGAAAACCAUCAACCUGCUGCGCCAGUUCGGGGUCGAGAUGCCGGACGAGAUUCACAAGCUGCUGAACGAUCUCCCGGAAGAGUGGGCCGAGGUCAAGAAAUUGUCGGUGUCGAUCAAGGACCAGGUGGCUCCUCUCCAGGCCAAGGAAGUUGAUGUGCUGCAACAAAAGUGCAACCGAUUCGAGGCCCGCAACCAUGAGUUCCGAGAAGAGUUCCGAGCCAAGGCACCCUUCAAGUUCUCGAUUGGACCAGACACGGCCUAUGAAAUGAUCGAUCUCAACCACAUUGAGGUGGCUGCGAUGGAGAGCGACGCAGCGGCCAUCAAGACAUCGUGCGAGCUCUUUGAGCUCAAUCUGCCCAACUAUCGACAGCUGACCGACUGUCGGCGCGACAUUGGGAUGCUCAAGAGCGUCUGGGACGUCGUGGCUCUGGUCACGUACAUGUUCUCCGAGUGGCGCACGACACUGUGGACAGAGAUCGACACCGACUCCAUGGAAAACCACUGUCGCGAUCUCGCCAAGGAGCUGCGCCGCAUGGAUAAGGAAAUCAAGGGCUGGGAUGUGUACUCGGGGCUAGAUCAGAUGGUCAAGGAUAUGAUCACGUCCCUGCGAGCAGUGGGCGAGCUUCGCAGCAGCGCUAUCCGCGACCGCCACUGGAAGCAGCUCAUGAAGACCACAGGAGUCACCUUCGUGCUGACAAAGGACAUGAAGUUCCAGGACUUGCUGAGCUUACAGCUCCACAAGUAUGAAGACGACGUCAAGGUGAUCGUUGAUCGCGCUACAAAGGAGCUGGCGAUGGAGAAGGUCCUCAACGACCUCACAAAAACCUGGAGCGUUCUCGAGUUCACAUACGAAAUCCACGAGUCCACCAAGACCCCGCUGCUCAAGAGUUCGGAGGAGCUGAUCGAGACUCUCGAAGACAAUCAAGUUAUGCUGCAGAACAUGAUGACAUCCAAAUACGUGGCCCACUUUGAGACCCAGAUCAACAAAUGGCAAAACACCCUCUCCACGGUCGACUCGGUGACGACGCUGUGGCUGGAGGUCCAGCAGACCUGGUCCCACCUCGAAAACAUCUUCAUGGGCUCGGAAGACAUCCGAGCGCAGCUCCCGGAGGACUCCAAGAGAUUCGAUGGCAUCGACUCGGACUACAAGGCCCUGAUGAAGGAGGCCUCCAAGACCCCAAACGCCGUCGAGGCGUGCACGAGAGAAGGACUCUACGAGACCCUGGAGGGACUCCAGAGCCGGCUUGCUCUUUGUGAAAAGUCGCUCGCAGAGUAUCUCGAGACCAAGCGUUUGGCUUUUCCGCGCUUCUACUUCGUGUCGGCCACGGAUCUACUGGACAUUCUUGCAAAGGGCAACAUGCCCGAGGCCGUCGCCGUUCAUCUGCCCAAGCUCUACGACAGCAUCGCCCGCCUCGAGUUUGAUAAAUCCAGCAACAAGCCGGGGGAAAUCAGCAAGACCGCCAUCGGCAUGUACUCGAAGGAAGACGAAUACGUGCCAUUCAUCACUCAGUGCGAGUGCACGGGCCCGGUCGAAGUGUGGCUCAAUCGCCUAACCGAUACGAUGCGAAAGACUUUGCGAUCGAUGCUCGGCGAUGCCGUCACCGGAUACGAAGAAAAGCCCAGAGAACAGUGGAUCUUUGACUACCCUGCCCAAAUCACUCUCGCCGGCACACAGAUCUGGUGGACAACCGAGGUCAACGCAGCCUUCAGCCGCCUUGAGGAAGGCUACGAGAAUGCUGUGAAGGACUACUACAAAAAGCAAGUCAACCAGUUGACUGCCCUCAUCUCGUUGAUUCAGGGCGAGCUCACCAAGGGCGAUCGUCAGAUGAUCAUGACUGUGUGUACGCUCGACGUGCACGCUCGUGACAUGGUGGCCAAGCUCAUCCUCGAGAAGGCCGAGAACGCCCAGUGCUUCAGCUGGCAGUGUCAGCUCCGCCUUCGCUGGGACGACGUUGACCAAAACGACUGCUUCAUCAACAUCUGCGAUGCCCACUUCCGCUACAACUACGAGUACCUCGGCAACACCCCGCGUCUUGUUGUGACGCCGCUGACGGAUCGCUGCUACAUCACGCUGACCCAGUCGCUGCAUUUGAUUAUGGGUGGAGCACCCGCUGGUCCGGCUGGAACGGGCAAGACAGAGACCGUCAAGGAUCUGGGCAAGGCUCUGGCGAUCAUGGUCUACGUCUUCAACUGCUCCGAGCAGAUGGACUACAAGUCCAUUGGCAACAUUUUCAAGGGACUGGCCCAGGCCGGCGCGUGGGGCUGCUUUGAUGAGUUCAAUCGCAUCUCGGUCGAGGUGCUGUCCGUCGUCGCGACCCAAGUCAAGUCCAUCCAGGACGCACUGCGAUCCAAAAAGAAGCGCUUCAUCUUCCAGGGCGAGGAGAUUGGCCUGGUGAUGACGGUGGGAUACUUCAUCACCAUGAACCCGGGCUAUGCUGGCCGCACCGAGUUGCCCGAAAACAUCAAGGCCCUCUUUCGGCCGUGCUCCAUGUGUGUUCCCAAUCUGGAGCUCAUCAUGGAAAUCAUGCUUAUGGCCGAAGGCUUUAUCGAGGCAUCCUCGCUGGCCCGCAAGUUCAACACUCUGUACAAGCUCAACAAGGAGCUGCUUUCCAAGCAGGACCACUACGACUGGGGUCUGCGAGCGAUCAAAUCUGUCCUUGUCGUUGCCGGUUCGCUCAAGCGAUCGGACCCGAACGUCCCGGAGGAGCAUGUGCUCAUGAGAGCGCUGCGCGACUUCAACUUGCCCAAGAUUGUGGCUGACGACUUGCAGGUCUUCCAUGGCCUGAUCGGAGACUUGUUCCCCAAGGUCGAGGUGCUCCGAAAGCGAAACGAGAAGCUCGAGGAGGAGAUUCGCAAAGUCACCAUCGAGAGCGGGCUCCAGGCCGAGGAGAUCUUUGUGCUCAAGGUUGUGCAGUUGGAGGAGCUGAUGGUGGUGCGUCAUUGUGUCUUCAUCAUCGGAAACGGCGGCACGGGCAAGUCGCAAAUCUGGAAGAUGCUGGCAAAGACCUACAUUGCCAUGGGACGCAAGUGUGUCUUUGCCGACUUGAAUCCCAAGGCCGUGAGCACGGACGAUCUCUUUGGCUGCAUCAACCCGGCCACACGAGAAUGGAAGGACGGUCUGUUUUCGUGCAUCCUCCGUGACCAAGCCUCGGUCCCAGGCACCGACCCCAAGUGGGUGAUCCUGGACGGCGACAUCGACCCCAACUGGAUCGAGUCGCUCAACACAGUCAUGGAUGACAACAAGAUGCUGACCCUGGCGUCCAACGAGCGCAUUCCGCUCAAGCCGCACAUGCGGCUUGUGUUUGAAAUCGGAGAUCUAAAAUAUGCUACGCCCGCAACGGUGUCGCGCGCAGGUAUUCUAUAUCUCAACACAACCGAUCUGGGAUGGAACCCCUACGUCCAGUCGUGGCUCGAUAAGCGCGAAGAUGCUGCAGAGAAAUCUGCGCUGACGGUUUUGUUCGAUCGAUACGUCAACAUCACUCUCGACGCCCUGCGCUCCGGCAAGUUCAAGAUGGCCAAUGUCGAGGAAUUCUGCAUGGUCGUUACGCUCUGCAACAUCCUGGAGGGGCUGCUGACGCCCGUUAAUACUCCCAAGGGCUGUGACAAGGAAUGGUUUGAGAUCUACUUUGUGUUUGCUGCAGUGUGGGCAUUUGGUGGCUGUGUUUUCCAAGACCAGCUCGUGGACUAUCGCGUCGAGUUCUCCAAGUGGUGGGUCUCUGAGUUCAAGGUCGUCAAGUUCCCGCUCAGCGGGACCGUGUUUGACUACUUUAUCGACACCGAAACCAAACGUUUCCUGCCCUGGAGCGAAAAGGUCCCCGCCUACGAACACGAUCCCGAAAUGCCCUUACAGUCCGUUCUCGUGCACACCCAAGAGACGAUUCGGCUGCGGUACAUGCUUGAUGUUCUCGCCGACAACGGCAAGCCUGUGUUGAUGAUUGGUAAUGCCGGCUGCGGCAAGACUGUCUUGAUGCAGGAAAAGCUGUACUCGUACGGGGAAGAUAGGAUGAUUGUCAAUGUGCCCUUCAACUUUUAUACCACCGCGUGGUCGCUACAGUCCAUCCUGGAAAAGCCGCUGGAGAAGAAGGCCGGUCGCAACUACGGCCCACCGGGCACCAAAAAACUGAUCUACUUCCUCGACGACUUGAACAUGCCCGAAGUUGACAAGUACGGAACCGCAAGCCCACACACUCUUCUGAGACAGUACUUGGACUACCGGCACUGGUAUGAUCGACAGAAGCUCACCCUCAAAGAAAUCCACAACUGCCAGUACGUGGCGUGCAUGAACCCCACGGCUGGCUCGUUCACCAUCACCGGGCGCUUGUCGCGACACUUUGCUACUUUUGCAAUGAACUUUCCGGGAGUGGAUUCGCUGCAGUCAAUCUACUACCAGAUUCUGUCCGCACACGUCAAGAUCUUCCCAAACAGCAUCCAGAAGCUCGCGGAGAAGCUCGUUGGUGCCGCGCUGGCUCUCCACAAGAAGGUCUCGGGCUUUUUCCUGCCGACUGCGGUCAAGUUCCACUACAUUUUCAAUCUGCGUGAUCUCUCCAACAUCUUCCAGGGCAUUCUGUUCUCCAUCAAAGAGACGCUGAAGGAGCCUGUCGAUCUCAUUCGACUGUGGAUCCAUGAAGCCUUUCGUACAUACGGCGACAAAAUGGUUGACGUCGAGGACCGCACCCAGCUCCAGAAGUUCGCGGAGGAGAUCAGCAAAAAGUCCUUUGAUGAUAUGGACCAGAAUCUGAUCAAGGCCGAGCCCCUCAUCUUUACUCACUUUGCCAUGGGGAUCGGUGAGCCCAAAUACGGCCAACUCCAGGAGUGGUCCCAGCUCAAGCGGCUCUUAGACGAGGCGCAGCUCCAGUACGACGAAGUCAAUGCUGCGAUGAACCUCGUGCUGUUCGAGGAUGCCAUGAGCCAUGUGUGCCGCAUCAACCGCGUGCUUGAGAGCCCGAGAGGCAACGCCCUGCUGGUCGGUGUUGGCGGCAGCGGCAAGCAGUCGCUGGCACGAAUCGCUGCAUUCAUCUCGCAGAUGGAAGUCUUCCAGAUCACACUCAAGAAGGGCUACUCCGUCACGGAUCUGAAAACAGAUCUGGCGAUGCUGUAUACCAAGACAGGCCAGAAGAAGCAGCAGAUCAUGUUCUUGCUGACGGACUCGCAGAUUGCCGAUGAAAAGUUCCUUGUCUUGAUCAACGACAUGCUCGCCUCUGGAGUGAUCCCGGGCCUUUUCCCGGACGACGAGCUCGAAACGAUCAUUGGCUCGAUGCGCAACGAGGCCAAGGCGCAGGGGCUGAUGGAUACGCGCGAAGUAUGCUGGGAUCUCUUUAUCCGCUUGGUGCGAAAGAACCUCAAGGUGGUUCUCUGCUUCUCGCCCGUCGGCAACACUCUACGCUCGAGAUGCAGAAAGUUCCCUGCAAUCGUCAAUUGCACCAUCAUCGACUGGUUUGCUGAGUGGCCCGAGGAGGCCCUGGAGUCUGUCGCCUCUCGCUUCAUCUCGACGUGCGACCUGGUCCCGACAGAGCUGCGAGAAUCCGUCACCAAGUUUAUGUCUUACGCGCACCAGUCCGUCAACGGUGUCUCGAAAAAGUACCUGGUGAAUGAGAAGCGAUACAACUACACGACUCCAAAGUCUUUCCUGGCGCUGAUCUCGCUGUACAAGGAAAUGCUCGAGAAAAAGUCCAAGGAGCUGACCAAGAGCAUGGACCGUCUCGAGAACGGUUUGACAAAGCUGCAGUCGACGGCAUCUCAAGUCGACGACCUCAAGGCCAAGCUAGCUUUCCAGGAAGUCGAUCUGAAAGCCAAGAACGAGGAGGCUAUGCGACUGAUCGAGCGCGUUGGCAUCGACACCGAAAAGGUCAAUCAGGAGAAGGCCGUUGCUGCCGAGGAGGAGCUCAAGGUCGAUGCCAUCACCCGAGAGGUGUCCAUCAAGGCCAUUGCUUGUCAAAAUGACCUCAAGGCCGCCGAGCCGGCGCUUGCCGCCGCCGCCGCCGCCUUGAACACCCUCAACAAAGCCAACUUGACAGAGCUCAAGUCCUUCGGCUCGCCGUCCGAGGAGGUCAAGAACACGGUUGCCGCCGUCAUGGUCCUGCUGAGUCCGCCGGGCAAAAUCGCCAAAGACCGCAGCUGGAAGGCUGGCAAGAAUAUGAUGGCCAAGGUCGAUGCCUUCUUGGACCAGCUCAUCACCUUCAAUAAAGAGAACAUCGACCGGUCCAACUUGGAGGCCCUGCAGCCGUAUCUCAACGAUCCCGACUUCAACGAGGAGUUCAUGAAGAGCAAAUCGAUCGCCGCUGCCGGUCUGUGUUCCUGGGUCAUCAACAUCGUAGGGUACUACAACGUAUAUUGCGACGUCGAACCCAAGCGCAAGGCGCUCGAGCAAGCCAACAGCGAGCUAAGCGUCUCUCAAGCAAGACUGCGCGAUAUCCAGUCCAAGAUUGCCGAGCUCGACGCCAACCUGGCUGACCUCAAGGCCAAGUUCGAAAAGGCCACGGCCGACAAACUCAAGUGCGAGGAAGAGGCGAGAUCAACCCAGGAGACCAUCGUGCUCGCAAACCGUCUUGUCAACGGUCUGGCCUCCGAGAAGGUCCGCUGGAGCGAAGCCGUGGCCCGCUUCAAGGAGCAGGAGAAGAUGCUGGUAGGGGACGUGCUGCUUGCGGCCGCAUUCGUCUCGUAUGUGGGAUGCUUCAGCAAGCGGUACCGUGAAGAACUCCUCCAGGACUUAUGGAUGAAGUACCUCAAGUCCGAAGAUAACAAGUUCAAGAUCCCGCUCUCGGAGGGGCUGGAUCCCAUGGAACUCCUCACAUCCAGCGCCGAAAUCGCAAAAUGGAACAAUGAGGGUCUGCCGACGGACAGAGUCUCGCUCGAAAAUGCCACCAUGGUCGUCAGCUGCAAACGCUGGCCGUUGAUCAUCGACCCACAGCUUCAGGGCGUCACCUGGAUCAAGAACCGCGAGGGCGCCGCUCUCAAGGUUGUCCGGCUUGGCUCGCGCGGCUAUCUGGACAUGAUUGAGAAGGCAGUGUCGUCCGGCGACACCGUGUUGAUUGAAGACAUUGCCGAGUCAAUCGACGCCGUGCUCAACCCGCUCCUCGGUCGUGAGACGAUCAAGAAAGGCCGGUACAUCAAAAUGGGCGACAAGGAAGUCGAGUACGAUCCCAGGUUCAAGCUGCUGAUCCAGACUCGCCGGGCUAACCCGCACUACCCACCCGAGAUCCAGGCGCAGACGACGCUGAUCAACUUUACGGUGACGCUGCAGGGUCUGGAGGACCAGCUGCUGGCCGACGUCGUCAACAUUGAGCGUCCGGAUCUGGAGAGGACCAAGGCCGAGCUGACCAAGCAGCAAAACGAGUUCAAGAUCAAGCUGACCGAGCUCGAGGAUGCGCUGUUGUCGCGUCUGUCUGCUGCACAGGGCAACUUCCUGGGCGACACUGCUCUGGUCGAGAACCUCGAGAUUACCAAGAGCACAGCCACCGAUAUCGAGCAAAAGGUCGAGGAGGCCAAGAAGACCGAGAAGAAGAUCAAUGAAACCCGCGAGCUGUACCGGCCGGUCGCUGCGCGGUCGUCGCUGCUGUACUUCUUGCUCAACGACCUGUGGCAAAUCCACCCGAUGUACCAGUACUCGCUCAAUGCAUACAAGGUCGUCUUCAAGACGGCAAUCGAGCGGGCCGAGAUGUCCGAAGACAUCAAGGAGCGUGUGGUCUCGCUCAUUGACUCGAUCACACACAUGGUCUUUAUCUACACCACCCGCGGCCUGUUUGAGCGCGACAAGCUCAUCUUUACCUCGCAGAUGAGCUUCCAGAUCCUCAACGCCAGCGGGGAUAUUGACCUGGCUGAGCUCGACUUUUUGCUGCGAGCGCCACGGGUGGCCGGCAUCAACUCGCCCUUCGAAUGGCUGCCGGCGGCGGCGUGGGGCAUGAUCAAGGCGCUCUCGAACAUGGAGCAGUUCCGAACGCUUGCUUCCGAUAUCGAGGGCUCCUCGAAGCAGUGGAAAAAGUUCUGCGAGAACGAGUCUCCUGAGAACGAAAAGCUGCCGCAGGAGUGGAAGAACAAGAACCCACUUGCCAAGAUGUGCAUCUUGCGAUGCCUGCGUCCCGAUCGCAUGACCUAUGCCAUGCGCAACUUUGUGUCUCUCAAGAUGGGUGUGAAGUUCACGGACUCGUCGCGCAUCCCGCUCGCGAGGUCGUUCGAGGAAGCCAAGCCGUGGACGCCCAUCUUCUUCAUUCUGUCGCCCGGUGUGGAUCCUGUCAAGGAAGUCGAGGCCCUCGGAAGGACCCUGGGAAUCACCGAGGACAACAAGAACUUCCACAACGUCUCUCUUGGACAGGGCCAGGAAAUCAUUGCAGAGCAGCGGCUGGAUCUGGCCUACCGCGAGGGUGGCUGGGUCAUGCUUGAGAACAUCCAUCUGGUUGCCAAAUGGCUUCCGGUCCUGGAGAAGAAACUGGAACUGCUGGCGAUGGGGUCGCAUGCCGAUUUCCGUGUGUUCCUGUCGGCCGAGCCCGCCGGCGACCCCUCCAUGCACAUCAUCCCAAUCUCGAUCCUGCAGGCCUCCAUCAAGAUCACCAACGAGCCUCCCACAGGCAUGCAAGCCAACAUCCACCGCGCCCUCGACAACUUUUCGCAGGAGACCCUGGAGCGAUGUAGCAAGGACGCCGAGUUCAAGUCGAUCCUGUUCGCACUGUGCUACUUCCACGCCGUCGUCCUCGAACGACGCAAGUUCGGCACCCAGGGCUGGAACCGCGGCUAUCCCUUCAGCACGGGCGAUCUCACCAUCUCGGUCGAUGUGCUUUACAACUAUCUGGAGAGCUUCCCCAAAGUGCCGUGGCCGGAUCUCCGGUACAUCUUUGGGGAGAUCAUGUACGGCGGCCAUAUUUCGGACGACUGGGACCGGCGGCUCUGCACGGCGUACUUGGAUGUGUAUCUCCACGAAGAGAUGCUCGAGGGCAACUUUGAGCUGGCGCCGGGCUUCCUGGCCCCGCCCACGUCGGACUACAAAGAAUACCAUCGGUACAUUGACGAAAACCUGCCGCCCGAGUCGCCCAACCUGUACGGUCUGCACCCGAACGCCGAAAUUGGCGUGCUUACCAAGCUGGCCGACAACCUGUUCAAGACCAUUCUGGAAAUGCAGCCCCGCGACACUGCAGGCGGCACAGCAACAUCCAAGGAAGAAAAGGUCAAGGCCGUGUUGGAUGAGAUCUUGGAGCGCCUGCCCGACGGAUUCAACGUUGCCGAGCUGAUUGCCCGCGUUGAGGAGCGCACGCCGUACAUCUCCGUGGCGAUCCAGGAGUGCGACCGCAUGAUGAUUCUCAUGACCGAAAUCCGGCGAUCGCUCAAGGAGCUUGCGCUUGGUCUGAAAGGCGACCUGACGAUCACGGAGAACAUGGAAGCGUUGAUGAACGCCAUGUUCCUCAACCAAGUGCCGGCGUCGUGGGAGAAGCUCGCAUAUCCGUCGCUGCAAGGACUGGCCAGCUGGUACGCCGAUCUUCUCUUGCGAAUCAAGGAGCUCGAGAAUUGGGUGGCCGAAUUCCAGCUGCCCGCCGUCAUUUGGAUCUCGGGGCUGUUCAACCCACAGUCGUUCCUGACGGCAAUCAUGCAGACGACCGCGCGCAAGUCCGAAUGGCCACUUGACCGCAUGAUCCUGACCGUGGAUGUGACCAAGAAGGCCCGCGAGGAGUUCUCCGGAGCACCCCGCGAGGGAGCCUAUAUACACGGCUUGUUCAUGGAAGGCGCCCGCUGGGAUAUCAACACCAGUCUCAUCCAAGAGUCGCUGAUGAAGGAGCUCACCCCAACCAUGCCAGUGAUCUAUGUCAAGGCCAUUCCCGUCGACAAGAAGGAGACCAAGGGAGUUUACGAGUGUCCCGUGUAUCGCACCCGGCAGCGCGGCCCGACCUUCAUCUGGACCUUCAAUCUCAAAACCAAGGAGCGACCGCAGAAGUGGAUCCUGGGCGGUGUGUGCUUGCUGUGUUCUGCCGAGUAACUCCGAGCCAAGGAGCACAAAUAUCACUCUCUUUGACUGCGUUUACUUGAAUUGCCCCGUUUCUGUCUGGGCCUGAUGGCUGCAUUUUCUGACUCUGAAUACACAAUCGCCAUUCAUCCUCGAGUGCUCUUCUGCUGCUCUGGUGCUCUGGGCUAUGCACUGCCCGUGGGCUGUCGGGAUUGAGGAUCACGACGCCCUG
Molecule: messenger RNA, 13687 nt
Organism: Polychytrium aggregatum
Lineage: Eukaryota; Fungi; Chytridiomycota; Chytridiomycetes; Polychytriales
Product: dynein heavy chain and region D6 of dynein motor-domain-containing protein
Exons: 11
Biological process (GO): microtubule-based movement
Cellular component (GO): dynein complex
Molecular function (GO): minus-end-directed microtubule motor activity; dynein intermediate chain binding; dynein light intermediate chain binding
Source: RefSeq, a predicted model, not a curated record